AUGUUUUCUCCUCAAUUAAUUAUUUCUGUUUUAGCAAAAUUAAUGCAAGAUAUUCUAAUAGAUGAUAAAAUUGAAUUAACUUAUUCUUUUUGUGAUUCUUUAUGUAUUAUUUAUUUAUUCUUUCCAAAUAUUAAAGAAAAUCAAAUUCAACCAAAAAUUAUUAAUUAUCAUGAUAUUAUUAUUUCUUUAUUUUCUACUUGUUUUUGUUCUUUACAAUUUCCAAUUGGUAAUUAUUCUCAACAAAAAAUACUUGAAUAUAUUAAUCGUUUUAUUUAUUAUUCUUCUUUUAUAAGAAAGAAUAUCUACUUAGAUGGUUCUAUUAUCAAUAAAUCUUAUUUUAUAUCUUUUUCUGAAGAUAAUAAUUCAUUAGAAUGGAAAACAGAAGAUAUAACAAUUACUUUAUUAUUCUCUAAACAAUCUAAACCAUUAAAUUGGAUUUUUAUCAAUAAAGGUUGGUAUUAUGAAGUAUCAAAAUCUAUUUUUUCAUUAUUUCCUUUUUUCCAUUAUCACAUGUAUUUUAAAGAUAAUUGUCUCUUGUCUGAUUUCACAAUUCAUUCAAUAAAUACAAUUGUGUUUACAUCAAAGAAAAUUGAUUUAUUUGAGAAUGUUUAUGACUCUGAAAAUUUAAUUGAUACUAACAAAAAUUUAUUCUUAUCAAAGGAAUCAACAAUGUUAUUUCAUUAUAUUUUACAAAAAUUCACAAUUAAUGAAAUUUCUUCAAUUUGUAACACCAAUGAAUCUAGAGAAGAGAUGAAGUUAUGUGAAUUGUUUGGAGAUUGUAUUGAAGAAUUAAAUGAAUAUAACCCAAUUAGUAGAGAUUUAGUAGAGAAUUGUUUCAUAACUCCAGAACUUCUUCACUCUCAAAUUGUUCAAAAUAUUGCAUUUUGUGGAAUGACAACAAGAAUUGAUGCACCUUCUCUUCUUGAAAGAGAUAAUACUGUUAAUAAAGAGAUUUAA
Molecule: messenger RNA, 957 nt
Organism: Entamoeba dispar SAW760
Lineage: Eukaryota; Evosea; Mastigamoebida; Endamoebidae
Exons: 1
Coding region: 1-957 (318 amino acids)
Source: RefSeq, a predicted model, not a curated record